Gasterosteus aculeatus aculeatus (three-spined stickleback) is the source of this 3260-nucleotide messenger RNA. NCBI's taxonomy places the organism in Eukaryota, Metazoa, Chordata, Actinopteri, Perciformes, Gasterosteidae. The record is from RefSeq and is a predicted model, not a curated record.
AUGAAGGUGCUGGAGAGGCUGGUCUUGGCCCGCCUCAGGCCGCAGGUGAAAUCUUCACUUGACCCGCUGCAGUUUGCAUACCAGCCUCGUGUGGGAGUGGAUGACGCCAUCAUCUACCUGCUGCAACGAGCCCAGUCGCACCUGGAUGGAAAGGGACAAAAUAGGCUUGACAACUUUUACAAUGAAUUUAUUCAACUCUGCUCUCGGGAAAAACAUUACUUGGAUCGUAAUUUUAGAACUCCUAAAUAUAUUGCAGUUUUUAACUUAGCAUUUGUGGACUUGUUGGGUAGCUCUGCUCUGGUGCCGAAGCUUCUUGACAUCUUUCUGUUUAACCAUCGCUACAUCUCCUACAACGACUGCUUGACCUUUGUUUUUUUCAGCUACACCUUCCUUGGCAUGCAGGUUUUUAAUCUGAUUGCACUCUCCUAUGACAGAUUAAUUGCCAUAAUGCACCCUCUGCACUAUCAUGCGAAGGUUAAUCACAGGUUCAUGCUGUCUUUGAUUGCCUCUUUCUGGGUGUUUGUUAUAAUUGCUACUGUCGUUUUAGUUGGUCUUCUGACCAGACUUUCAUUCUGCAGGUCUGUGGUUAUUGACAGUUAUUUCUGUGACCACGGCCAGAUAUACAGGCUGGCCUGCAAUGACAACACACCCAACUAUGUCUUUGCUUUGUUCAUAAUAGUUCUAGUUCUGUGGCUUCCACUCUCAUUCAUCUUGUUAAGUUAUGUAUGUAUUGGUUAUGCUUUGUCUAAAGUGGCCACAGCUCAGGAAAGAUACAAGGCCUUUAAAACCUGCACAACUCAUCUCUCACUAGUGGCAAUUUAUUUUAUCCCAAUAUUAAUCACAUAUACUGCAGGCUCACAGAUACAUCCAAAUGCCAGGAUCAUAAACCUCUCUCUUACCUCUGUUUUUCCUCCCAUGCUGAACCCAAUCAUUUAUGUUCUGCAGACACAAGAAAUCAAAGCAUCAGUGAAAAAAAUAUUUAGUCAGAAAGUCAGAAAGCAAUCCAAAAUUAAAGUGAAGAAGGUUAUCAUAAAUUGACCGACUUUGCUUUAUGGUGAAGAUAGUGAUUUUGUACAUUAAAAUAACAUAAUUUUUCUCAUUUAUGAACCACUGUAAUAUAUUUUUGUUAAUCAUAACCUUCCUUCACAUUAAACCUCUCCAACCAUUCAUGGAGGUACUAACCUUUAUUAAAGAACUUUGUUGUGAAGCACUUACAGAAAUGGUCGAUUUUUUAAAGCCUCAAUUUCAAAAUAUUCAAAGAUUAAGGAUGCAAAUUUUCACAAAUGUUUUGACAUUCAUCCAGAGAGAGGUUGUCAUCAAUGUAUGAAUAUAUGAAUUCCUAUAAUGACUACUAUAAUCAAUUGUAAGGCUCUUCGUCUUUUUAUUAUAUCAUUAGUAGCAUGUUUGGAAAUUAUAAUUGAUGACUGGAAGACUUAUGAAGAAACCGGAUUGUUAUGAAAUACUUUUUUUGCAGGUUUCAUAGCCUCUUGUGUUAUAUUUAUGAAAGAAACAAUGAAAUAGAAUAAACAUUUUCCAUUUAAAUAAACAUAAAUAAAAUAAAUAAAUAAACAGGAUUGUUAGUGUUGUCCAUUUUUCAUGUGUACUGUUGCCAAUGUGACCUUUUGUAGCGCGCUGCAAAAUUUGGCUUUACAUUUUCUGUAACUACUACAGUUUUUAACAAGCGUAAUUAACACGCUAACUUGCUAGCAGACUGCUGUAUAGUAAAAAGGCCUCUGCUGGAGAAUCAGUAACACUUCAGGUUGAGAGUGAUAUUGCAGGAAGGGAGAUGACACAAGUUAGACUUUUGGCCCUAGUGUAGGGGGUGUAGCAACAACUGAGAGGGCCGUGUAAUCAUGAGUGACAGCUUAACAAAUAAGGCUGAAAACCUUCCGCAACAGCGUUGCCUUCAGGAAAUCUAGUCAACGGGAGACUUAUGAAUCAACAUUUUAUAUACACUAUAUUUGGAAUUUAGAUGUAAAACCAUCGCCAAACGCUAGUGACAAAGUUCUGGAUAGCGAGCUGUUUUGGACCCUACUCGCCAUGACCACAGAAAAAGAGCAAUCAACUAUCUCAGAUUCUACCAUUCAUCAACCACACAUGAAUCUCUGAAGUUAUGCACUUACACAUACAACUGGAAACGCGGCGUAGCAUCCAUGCGAUGGCGUCUUAGUUUGGUUAAGUUUGCAAGAUAUUCACAGAUUUGGGUUUCCCGGUUCAAUAGCUUGUCAUUAAAAUGUUGUUAAAACAUAAACGACAUCUAUCUGUGACUAUGGUAAUGGCCUGGAUUUGGCUCCAUAGACCUACAGCUUUCUUGGCCUUUUCCCAGAUAUGUGGAGCAGAAAAUACUGAAGGCUGCUUCUCAAUGUUUACUUUUGACAAUGGGAAAAGAGAGGAGACCAGUCCCCAGACGAUCUAAGGGUUUGUGGCGGUAUCGGCGAAUCAGAAAUGUACUGGCCCUAAACCAUUCAGUGCUUUGUAAGCAAACCGCAGGAUUUUAAUGUCAAUUCUUUGUUUUACAGGAAGCCAGUAGAACUGGAGUGAUGAUCCACUUUCCUGGUCCUAGCGAGGACAAAAGCUGCAGCAUUCUAGAUCAACUGUAGCUUUCUGACUUUUUACGGAGACAUGCAAACACACCGUUACUGUAGUCCAAUCUACUAAAGAUAAAUGAAGAUUUUCCAAAUCUUGUUGAGACAUGAAUCCUCUAAUCCUUGUUGUAUGGUUUAGGUGAUAGUAGGCUGAUAUUGUAACAAUAUUGUUGUUCAAAGUGAGGUCCCAAUCCAUUAUUAGACAUAGAUUUUUGGCUUGGUUUGUGGUUUUUAAAAUCAGUAAUUGAAGCUCAGCAGACUUUCAAUCGUUCAUACUUAAACAAACAACUAAUAACAUUUACUUUUGUUUAAUCUUUGUUCAAUUGAAGAAAGUUUUGGCACAUCCAGUUAUUAGAUUAGAUUCAACUUCAUUGUCAUUGCAGAGUACAAGUACUGAGGCAACGAAAUUCAGUUCAGAAAUAGAUAUGCAAUAUGAACAGUAAUUGGGACAAGAAUAGCAGCAAUUGAGGUAAGAAGUGUAGGUAUGAUAAGUAUAUGUAAAGUGCAGGUGUAAGUAUGAGUGGGGGUAAAAAAGUGAGAUGAAGUGAAAGAGGUAUUAGUAAUAUUAUAUUUAAGAGGUAUUGUAGGUAUAAGUCCGAUUAUUACAGUAAUAAGUGGUAGAAAAAAACAUUCUGGUGCAAAUGUUCAGUGGCUGGAGGAGGGUGUGGCAGUCAA